CCCGUUGGGAGCUGCGUGCGCUGAGUGUCCUGCCUCCUGGGGAUAACGUGGAGCGGGCACGUGCACUCUUCUGUGUUAUGAGAACACGUGUACUGUAUGUGGAUGCCGGUUGUGCAGGUUAUCAUUUGAAAACUCAAUGAAAGGAUUCCAAAUGUCAAUAAAGUCAUCUGCUGCUCUUGUGCUGCUCAGUGCUUGUACUCGCUUGUCAAUUUUUUCCAAGAGCUGAGGAAUACGGCUACGGGCAGUCUCUGAUGGAGCGGCUGUGCAGACAGCUGGGUGUGCAGCUCCAGAAUAAAGUCAUUGACAGGCUUCCAGUCCUGCGCUUGACCACUCAGUACAGGAUGCACCCUGAGAUCUGCCUCUUCCCUUCUAACUACGUCUACAACCGUGCCUUGAAAACUGACAUGUUCCUGAAGAGUCUGCAGCGUCUGAAUGUCACCCUCACCCGAGCCAAGUACAGCCUCUUCAUCCUGGGACACCUGAAGACGCUCAUGUGCUAAGAAGAUCCUGAAGUCUCUGCCAGUACAGCAGAGACUGGAGAAAGCCAUGUGAGGGCCGGUGAGUGUGGUGGCUAAGUCACAUGAAGCUCCUGGGCAACAUUCGGUCAAGUGAUGGAGGACAACACAGUAAUAAAAGCAUGGUAACAAUUUUUUUUGGGGGGGGGGAUAGAACCCCCAAGCCACGAAAUAAACAUUGUUUUCACAGUAUGUUUUGCUCUUUCUGAAUGUUUUUCUUAUAACAGUGUGUUUGCUGGCAGGGUGGUGUUGAGCUCUGAGAUGAUUCUUAAUAGACAGCAGUUUGCUUCAGCAGCUGUUUCCCUCAUACACUCUUGUGUCCACCUUGUGUAGCAGCCUCUGUGGGCUUAUGGCUGAUGGGUGUGCCGUCACUGGCUCCUGCACAGCAUUCUUGCAUUUGAGGCCACUUCCAAGUAAUCUCGCCCCUUUUCCUCUUUAACAAUGCACGCAAUUCAGAGUGGGCUCUCAAUCCUGGGCUCAGAUUUUUAUUCAUCUGUAGGGUAGUUGAAUAUGAUUAUAGCUACUUAAAUUCCACCAGCCAACACUCACUUUUAAAAGGGUUGGACGAUUUAGAGCUGCAGUUCUUGAAAUUUGCUCGCAGACCAUAAUCUUGAUUAUUUAUUUUUAAAGGGUCCCCAUUUUCUCCUUUGCCUGUGCGCUUUGAGUUUCUCUCAACUUUCCACCAUCUCAUUAAAAUGUAUUUUGGUCCAAGGUAA
This is a messenger RNA of Podarcis muralis (Common wall lizard), 1231 nucleotides long. NCBI's taxonomy places the organism in Eukaryota, Metazoa, Chordata, Lepidosauria, Squamata, Lacertidae. The record is from RefSeq and is a predicted model, not a curated record.